AUGGCCCCCGUACCCGCCUCAAUCCUCCGGGCUCUCUCCAUCACGGACCCCGCCAAAGCCAGCCUCUCCACCUCCGGCCUCGGCUCGGGCUUCACCAGCACCGGCGCCAUCCGCGCCACAGUCCCCGGCCCCGACGGCCGCGACGAAGAACGGCGGUACUUCGUCAAGACCUCCGCCGACGGCGCCUCGGCCGCGGCGAUGUUCCGGGGGGAGUACGAGUCCCUGAACGCCAUCGCGUCCAGCGUGCCGGGCUUCUGUCCACGGGCACUAGCGUGGGGAAGCCUGGACGAUGAUGAUGAUGAUGAUGAUGAUGAUGACGAACCACCCAGCUCCCCCAAGAAGAAAAGCUACUACCUCCUGACCGAAUACCUCGAACUCGGCGGCAGCGGCCGGCGCGCGAGUGACUCUUCUCCGUCGUCCCUCGCGCACCGACUCGCCCAACUCCACUCCACGCCCGCCCCACCGGACCCGACAACCGGGCGGCGACGGUUCGGCUUCCCCGUGCCGACGUUCUGCGGGGACACGAAGCAGCCGAAUCGGUUCUGCGAGGACUGGGCGCAGUUCUACGCGGAUGAGCGGCUGCGCGCGGUCCUCGAGCGCUCGGAGCGGCGGAAUGGCCGCGACGGCGGGUUGCGGGCGUUGGUGGAGCGGACGGCCGGGACGGUCGUGCCUCGGCUGUUGGGGAAGGGGCAUUUGGGGUGUGAUGCUGCUGCUGGAAAGGGGGAGGGCAUCGUGCCCGUGGUGGUGCAUGGGGAUCUGUGGAGUGGGAAUGCGGGGCGGGGGCGGAUUGUGGGUGGAGCUGAUACAGAGGCUGAUGGGGCCAAGGUCGGGGAUGUGGUCUAUGAUCCCUCGGCGUGCUAUGCGCACAGCGAGUUCGAGCUGGGGAUCAUGCGGAUGUUUGGGGGGUUUGGCAGCGCGUUCUUUGAGGAAUACCAUCGGUUGGUGCCGAGGACGAAGCCGGUCGAGGAGUAUGAGGAUCGCGUGAGGCUGUAUGAGUUGUAUCAUCAUCUGAAUCAUCAUGCGAUCUUUGGGGCGGGGUAUCGGUCGGGGGCUGUGUCGAUUAUGGAGAAGUUGCUGAAGAAGUAUGGUUGA
Molecule: messenger RNA, 1092 nt
Organism: Aspergillus japonicus CBS 114.51
Lineage: Eukaryota; Fungi; Ascomycota; Eurotiomycetes; Eurotiales; Aspergillaceae
Product: putative fructosamine-3-kinase
Exons: 2
Coding region: 1-1092 (363 amino acids)
Source: RefSeq, a predicted model, not a curated record